This is a messenger RNA of Aspergillus viridinutans, 4383 nucleotides long. RefSeq lists its product as uncharacterized. NCBI's taxonomy places the organism in Eukaryota, Fungi, Ascomycota, Eurotiomycetes, Eurotiales, Aspergillaceae. The record is from RefSeq and is a predicted model, not a curated record. The transcript has 8 exons. The coding region runs from base 1 to 4383 and encodes 1460 amino acids.
AUGAAGGCCAAUACAAUCGCCUUUCAUCGCAACGUCAAAUCCAAGACACCAGACGAACUAUCGAAUCCCAACGUCUUCUGGGUUGGUGUCCUCCACGAAGACAAGACUCCCGACAAUGCCGACUACGAGACAGAUGUCCUGUGGAUCAAAUGUCGCGGCCAUACCAAAUUCGAAGAUAUCAGAAAACAAUACCUGUUACGAGCUUCCCACAAUGAAACAAUCGUGUUCCGGCACAAUGGCAUUAUCGUGGCCUCGAUGAACACUAUUGCGGAACUGGACACAUUUGGCGACCGUGUCAUUGCUGUCGAAGCGAUCAAGAAUUCAGACCUGGGUUCUCGUACAACCCCAGCGCGACGGGAUCCCCUUGAGCCGCUUUCCGACCUGGCCACGGCGAACAGAGGAUCGGUGAAGUCGGAUAUGAGAAUUAAGCGUGAGCCUCAAGACUGGUCCUUCAAUAGCGAAAAUCGAAAGCCCUCGCCCAAACCGCCCAACUCCUGUGGUAUGAGCAAAUUGGAAUCGCCUGCACGACUCCUUGGACAGAAAGAGGCCACUCAAGAACAUAAUUCCCUGCCCGCAGACUCUCAGGAUUACCUCACAGAGUGUGCCAUGCGUGGUUUUAUUCAUGAGCGUCUCACAAAAGUACUCCCUAGCUGUGUAGAAGCGGGGUCAUCUAUCGAACACCAUCGGCGUGAGUUCGUUCAAGAGUGGAAUAUUCUGCCUCUAGACGCUCGCGAACGGUAUAAAAAACGAGCCCUCUUGUUUACUCGCGCGCACAGUGCACCCACUUCUCAAUUGCUGGCGGAACUGCGUGAGUUUACAAGUCACAACGCUGGGUUCUACCAGUAUUUUUUCUCGUACACAGACGAUUUCGAUGCAUAUGAGAAGUAUUUUGAUGCAGAUCUAGUGUUUGAAUUGAUGAAGCAAGACUGGGACAGACUGAAAAAAGGUGACCAAAACCUCUGGAUCGAACUAGGACGAGUGGUACGACACACGUCUCAGACCAUGCCGUAUUUGUCUACAACUGCUUCCUCCUCUGCGCUCACUCAAAAUACUUUGACAGCAAAUCCAUUGUCCCAAAUCACUCCAGUCAAAGCCAGUGCGACAACAGAUCGUCCUGAGCCCAAGGUUCUGCAGCAGCUCUCCCUACAGAACCUGUUUGCUGAUAGCAAUCCCGAGCUCCUCGAGGCUGCCGUUCAACAAGGAGUGAAGUUACUUGAAGAUUUGAAAGAGCCGCUCGGUCGCGUGGCGGUUGAAGAUGCUUCCCAGUGGCUCCAGGCUAUAGAGAAGGUCCAAAGCCAGGCUGCGCAACCCAAGACAAUUGUUGGUGUUGUCGGUAACACUGGGGCUGGAAAGUCAUCCAUCAUCAAUGCCAUGCUUGACGAGGAGAGAUUGGUGCCGACAAAUUGUAUGCGCGCAUGCACGGCGGUGGUUACCGAAAUUUCCUACAACACCAGCGAUGAUCCUUAUCGGGCCGAAAUCGAGUUCAUCACACGGGAAGACUGGGAGAAGGAACUCCGGGUUCUUUUUCUCGAUCUGUUCGAUGGCAGUGGCAACGUCUCUCGCGAAGCAUCCAAUGAGGAAAGUGAGGCGGGUGUCGCAUACGCCAAGAUCAAGGCUGUAUACCCUAAAUUCACGAGAGAGAUGUUACAGAAUAGCUCAGUCGAGCAGUUGAUGAGGCAUCCCAAUGUCCAAAAUGUGCUGGGCAGCACGCGAGAAAUUGCUGAGUCCGAUUCCUUUCGCUUCUACAAGAAGCUCCAAUUCUUCGUCGAUAGCAAGGAGAAGACGACAGGCGAGAAGGAUAAAGACAAGAAGCCUGCCAAAGAUUUGGAAUUUUGGCCUCUAAUCAAGGUUGUCCGUCUUUACGUCAGAGCUGAGGCACUAUCGACCGGCGCUGUCAUUGUCGAUUUACCUGGGGUUCACGAUUCAAAUGCUGCCCGCUCUGCUGUCGCCGAGGGCUACAUGAAACAAUGUACGGGUCUAUGGAUCGUGGCGCCGAUUACUCGAGCAGUCGAUGACAAGGCCGCCAAAUCGCUGCUUGGUGACACUUUCAAGCGGCAGCUGAAGAUGGAUGGUGGAUUCAAUACCGUCACCUUCAUUUGUAGCAAGACCGACGACAUCAGCCUCAUCGAGUGUCAAGAGUCAUUAGGACUCGAGGAGGAGAUGGGCGCACACUGGGCUAAAUCCGAUGAACUUGCCAAGGAGAGGCGAGUACUCAAGCAGCGGCUGGAGGAAUUGAAAGAAUCCAAAGCCGUGUAUACAGCUUCCGCCGAUGAGGUGGACGAAGUCCUCGAGGUCUGGGAGGCCUUGAAGGAUGACAUUGAGGAUGGAAAGACUGUUUUUGCUCCCCGAGAGAAUUCAAGCUCUAAGAAACGAAAACGAAGCUCGAGCAAUGAGAAAUCUGGAAGGCGAAAGAAGGCUCGAACUCCAAACAGUGAUGCCGAUAGCGACUAUGUCGAUAGUGACCAAGACAGCACCGAUUCCAACAACGAGGCUGAUGAUGGGGAGGAUCAGCCUGAAAAGUCUCGUGUUCCCCUGACUAAAGAAGAAAUCACAGACAAGAUAUCGGAACUCAAGACGACGAAGAAGGAAAGCCGUCGCCAGAAACAAGAGCUCGAGACUCAGAUCAAGGAAAUUCGGAGAAAGAUUUCGGACAUUGACGAAGCUGACGCGAAGAUUGAAGCUGAGAUGAGGGCAAUAGCUAUCUCUGGCCGCAACGAAUAUUCUCGAGGUGCGAUUCAGCAGGAUUUCGCCGCCGGAGUCAAAGAGCUUGACCAGGAACUCGCUGAAGAAGAGGACGCUGCCAACUUCAAUCCAGAUGUCGAUGCCCGCGAUUAUGAUGAAGUCGCGAAAUCUCUUCCUGUGUUCUGUGUUUCGUCCCGGGGCUACCAGAAGCUGCGAGGACGUUUGCGAAAAGAAGCCGAUGUACCCGGGUUCCAGUCUGUUGAAGAGACCGAGGUUCCUCAACUUCAGGCUCACUGCAGGAAACUCACGGAAGUGAGCCGAGAAGCCAACUCGCGGAGAUUUCUGAACAGUCUCAGUCAACUUUUGAACUCUCUGCGCUUGUGGUCCUCUCCAGACGGAGAUGGCAGCCAUCUCACUGACGGCGAAAAGGCCAGGCAGAAUACCAUGGUGCGGAACAAAAUUCAGAAGCUCGAGAGUGUGUUGGAAAAGCACGUCCGAAGCGUCCAUCAGCAGAUACGAGAAGAGUUCGACGACAACGUAUUCGACGCCUGUGAGAACGCCCUCACCCCGGCCGCGGUUGAAGCAAACAAGACUGUGCUUCGAUGGGGGGCGCCAGUGGACCGUAGCGACCGCACCGCUGGAGGUUAUUACUGGUCCACGUACAAGGCUAUAUGCCGCCGUAAUGGACUCUAUUCAAACGCUCAAGGGCAGCACGACUGGAACGCCGAGCUGAUCGAACCUAUCAUUAAGGCCAUCGCCUCGGGCUGGGAGAAGACAUUCUCGCGGCGCAUCAACUCUCUUCUCCAGGGCGCUGCAUCUGAUGCUGGACGCUUACUGAAAUCUUUCCACGACGACAUUGAGCGGGAAGCCAGCCAGAACGGUCCAGUAGCAAGUCUCCAUUUGUUAUCUCAUCAGCUACGCAACUACCAGGCCCUUCUCAAAGAUGUUUGUAACGAGAAUCUGGCGACAACGGUGGCCCAGGCAAAGGAAAUCAACCGCAUGUUUCAGCCUGUGAUUGCUACUGCUCUCGAACCUGCGUACGAAACCUGUGUUGUGGAAUGCGGUACUGGAAGUUUCCUGCGAAUGAAAGCAGCCAUGGCGGCCCAUGUGGAACAGGCUCGCUGGACUAUGUUCCGUGAGAGUGCGGACACGGUCAAACGAGCAUUUGAAGAGAUGGUCAAGGCGGUUGAGGACAAGAUGCUAUCGAAAACCCAGGAAAUUCUGUCUUUUGUGAAACGAGAUUAUAUGUCAGCACUUGGGGGCAGCGUCUUGGUUUCGAGCACAGUCCUGCCUUCGGGUCAUCGUGUCGCGCGUGAUGAUGUCUUUCAGAAGAUCAACACGGGGGAAGUUGCCUUCAAGCGCUUGGCGGAUCCCCAUUUCGGAGAAGACGAUUCAAAACCCGAACAAGAUGAUGAGGGAAAGCCUGACGUUCCAGAUCAAUGCGCGUCCACAGAACCUUCAGAAGAGCCUACGGAAGACGCCAAUAUUGGCGCAACCGAACUUCCUGGCACUGCUGUCAUUAAUCUGCCUAUCGAAGAGGCGUCCCAGGAAAGCUUUGUCUCGCCACUAGAUGACGGAGAGCAAGUCGCUCUUGAUCUCCUCCAGAUGCUGAGCGAUGAAACUAUGGUCAUGAAGGACAUGCAGGCUGUCUCUUCCGCCCCAGAGGCAACAGCCAAAGAUACCAUCGCCAUCAACCGGUAG